GGAAUUAAAAAACCUGUCAUGUCACAAGAAGAUAUCGGAAAAUGGUACAGCAGGAGGAGGAUCAUAGAAGGGAUACAUAUGACUCAUUGAAAUCCGAAAGAGGUAAAAUCCAAAAACACCAAAUAAAAAAACUUCCAAACCGAAUGCUGGUAAGAGGAAAAAUCCAGACUUUGCUUUCUCUUUUCUACAAGAUGAAUGCUUCACUUUAUCAGUUUCUUCUCUUAUACAUCGACACAUCAACCACACUCCUUCCAUGGCCUCAAUCACCUCCCUUCUCCUUGGCUUUGUUGUCUCGUCCGUCCUCUUCAUCUUCUUCUUCAAGAAACUACUCUUCUUCUUCUCCAGACGCAAGAUGUCGGAAGUUUCUAUGCUCCCCUCUGUUCCAGUGGUGCCAGGACUUCCAUUGAUUGGGAACUUGCUGCAACUAAAAGAGAAGAAACCACACAAGACUUUCACUAAAUGGUCAGAGCUUUAUGGUCCAAUUUACUCUAUCAAGAUGGGUUCUUCCUCCCUUAUUGUCCUCAAUUCAACCGAAACCGCCAAAGAGGCCAUGGUAACUCGGUUUCCAUCCAUCUCAACAAGAAAGCUGUCAAAUGCUUUGACAGUUCUCACUUGCAACAAAUCUAUGGUUGCUACAAGUGAUUAUGAUGAUUUCCACAAAUCUGUGAAACGGUGUAUCAUGAAUGGCCUUUUGGGUGCAAAUGCUCAGAAACGAAAAAGAUACUACAGAGAUGCCCUCAUUGAGAAUGUGACUUCCAAGCUGCAUGCCCACACGAGGGACCAUCCACAAGAGCCUGUAAACUUCAGGGCUAUAUACGAGCAUGAGCUUUUUGGAGUAGCCUUGAAGCAAGCCUUUGGGAGAGAUGUAGAAUCCAUUUACGUCAAGGAACUCGGUGUGACUCUGUCGAGAGAGGAGAUCUUCAAAGUUUUAGUACAUGACAUGAUGGAGGGUGCGAUUGAUGUUGACUGGAGAGACUUCUUCCCAUACUUGAAGUGGAUUCCGAACACAAGUUUUGAAGCAAGAAUCCAGCAAAAGCAUAAACGUAGACUCGCCGUGAUGAAUGCUCUAAUUCAAGAUCGUCUGAAGCAGAGUGAUUCAGGAUCGGAUGAUGGUUGCUAUCUUAACUUCUUGAUGUCUGAAGGGAAAGCACUAACCAUGGAGCAGAUUGCAACCUUGGUUUGGGAGACGAUUAUCGAGACAUCCGACACUACUUUGGUCACAACUGAAUGGGCGAUUUACGAACUCGCAAAGAAUCAAAGUGUUCAAGAUCGUCUGUAUGAUGAAAUCCAAAGUGUCUGCGGAGGAGAAAAGAUCACAGAAGAGAAACUGCCUCGACUUCCUUAUGUCAAUGGAGUCUUUCAUGAAACGCUUAGGAAAUACAGUCCUGCUCCUCUUGUUCCCAUUCGUUACGCCCACGAGGAUACUCAAAUCGGAGGCUAUCAUGUCCCUGCAGGAAGUGAGAUAGCAAUAAACAUAUACGGAUGCAACAUGGACAAGAAUCGGUGGGAGAGGGCAGAGGAGUGGUGGCCGGAGCGGUUCCUCGAUGACAAAUUCGAGUCGUCUGAUCUUCACAAGACGAUGGCGUUUGGAGCCGGGAAGAGGGUUUGUGCUGGUGCGCUUCAAGCGUCUCUCAUGGCAGGCAUUGCCAUUGGUAGAUUAGUUCAAGAAUUUGAGUGGAAGCUUAGAGAUGGAGAAGAAGAGAAUGUGGAUACCUAUGGCUUGACCUCUCAGAAACUCUAUCCUCUCAUGGCUAUUAUCAAUCCAAGGCCUUCUUCUUAAGAAAUCUUUCUCUCUUUCUUUCUUUAGUUUUAGCUUUUGUCUGUUUAGUGAACCAUCACAGUAAUAAGCUAAAGCUACACUUUUGGUUCGGAUGUUUGUUGUAUUUAACUUUUAAUGUCAUAUGAUGUUCUGAAACUUAACAUGUAAUCUUGUGUGUUUGUAUUAGUGAAGUUGAACCGCAAACUCUUAAGCUUGUUUAGUUGUUUAAUUUGUAUCUGCGUGUAACACACUACAAACACCUACACUUGCAUGAUUUACAAUGUGUUAUGUUGCCG
Thlaspi arvense is the source of this 2055-nucleotide messenger RNA. The record is from the annotation of a GenBank genome assembly. Lineage: Eukaryota; Viridiplantae; Streptophyta; Magnoliopsida; Brassicales; Brassicaceae.